CUUAACUACAAAGCAAAAAAAAAGUUCCUUACAAAAAAAAAAUCAAAAUGAAAUUCCUCUCAUUAACCGUCUUUGCAAUUCUUAUUGCCGCUGUUUGCUGUGCCGAAAUUGAUCCAAGAUGUCCUGGCGGGGAAUCCGAGGGAUCGAGUGUGACUUAUAUUCCUCACGAAAGUGAUUGCUCCAAAUAUUACAUGUGCUCGAAUGGCGUUUCACACUUGAUGCAAUGCCCCAAAGUCGCUGGAAGUGACGAUCAUCUUCAUUGGGACACUAUCGAGCAAACUUGUAACUGGCCUGCUGUUGCCAAAUGUGAACUUUAAAAAAGUUUCCCAGAUCACACCAUUUCAGUAUUUAUUAUUUGUAAUAUUUUCAAUUAUUGAAUAAAUGCAUAAAAAUUGAAAAAAAAUGAAAGUUGAC
Molecule: messenger RNA, 414 nt
Organism: Culicoides brevitarsis
Lineage: Eukaryota; Metazoa; Arthropoda; Insecta; Diptera; Ceratopogonidae
Product: peritrophin-1-like
Exons: 2
Coding region: 48-317 (89 amino acids)
Cellular component (GO): extracellular region
Molecular function (GO): chitin binding
Source: RefSeq, a predicted model, not a curated record